CAAAUUUGACCAUUAAUCAUCGGCGGAGGUAUAUUCUAGGGCACCAAGAAAGAGAGGAAAUGCAACAUCUUCCCAAACAAGCUCCCUAACAUUUUUUUUGGGGAAAAGAUUUGACUUUGAUUGUCGGAGGGGCCUUAUCCGCCACCCCUCCGGUGUCUCCGUCGCGGUCAAAAGGCUCUACAGGAAGAACAGUGGCGGCGAUCAAUCGGAAAUAACACUAUACACCCCCACACUUGUUCUUCUUCUUUGCUGCCUCGCUUCAGACUCUUCGUUCAGAUCCUCAUUACCCUGUUGGAGUCCUGCUCGCUCUUUUCUCCGAUUCCAGAAUUCGUCGAGCUCAAUGGAGGUGUCGUCGGAAUCGGCAGGCGGUUUGCCUUCGAGUAUACUGGAGAACCGUGAUUUGGUGAUGAUUAUAACGACGUCUAUAGCAGUUUUGAUCGGGUGUGUGGUUUUGCUGUUGUGGCGGCGAUCCAGUGGUCAGAAGCCAAAAGUAGUGCAGCCUCCCAAGCCGUUGAUCGUAAAAGAGACUGAGGUUGAAGUCGAUGACGGAAAGAAGAAGGUCACCAUCUUCUUCGGUACGCAGACCGGCACAGCUGAAGGUUUUGCCAAGGCAUUGGCUGAGGAGGCAAAAGCUCGGUAUGAUAAGGCCACGUUUAAAGUUGUUGAUUUGGAUGAUUAUGCUGCUGAUGACGAUGAAUACGAGGAGAAAUUGAAGAAAGAGAGUUUCGCAAUCUUCUUUUUGGCCACAUAUGGUGAUGGGGAGCCAACAGACAACGCCUCAAGGUUUUACAAAUGGUUCACAGAGGGCAAAGAGAGAGCAGAAUGGCUUCAGAAUCUGCAGUAUGCAGUGUUUGGUCUCGGCAAUCGGCAGUAUGAGCAUUUCAACAAGGUCGCCAACGUAGUGGAUGACCUCCUUGUUGAGCAGGGUGCUAAGAGACUUGUUCCAGUAGGUCUUGGUGAUGAUGAUCAAUGCAUUGAGGAUGACUUCACUGCAUGGCGAGAAUUGUUAUGGCCAGAGUUGGAUCAGUUGCUCCGAGAUGAGGAUGAUACUACAACCGUUUCUACCCCUUACACUGCUGCUGUACCAGAAUAUCGAGUUGUGUUUCAUGAUUCUGUAGAUGCAUUACAAGAUAAUAAUAGCUGGAGUAAUGCAAAUGGUCAUGCUGUCUAUGAUGCUCAGCAUCCUUGCAGGUCUAAUGUGGCUGUGACAAAGGAGCUUCACACUCCUGCAUCUGAUCGUUCUUGCAUCCAUCUGGAAUUUGAUAUUUCGGGCACUGGACUUUCAUAUGAGACAGGGGAUCAUGUUGGUGUUCAUUGUGAGAAUCUUACAGAAACUGUGGAAGAGGCACUGAAUUUAUUGGGUUUGUCACCUGAUACAUACUUCUCCAUCCAUACUGAUAAAGAGGAUGGGACACCACUUGGAAGUUCUUUGCCACCACCUUUCCCACCCUGCACUUUAAGAACUGCACUGUUUCGAUAUGCAGAUCUUUUGAAUUCUCCCAAAAAGUCCGCCUUGCAUGCUUUAGCAGCUCAUGCUUCUGAUCCAGCUGAAGCUGAUCGGUUACGACAUCUUGCAUCACCUGCUGGGAAGGAUGAAUAUGCUCAAUGGAUAAUAGCUAGUCAGAGAAGCCUCCUUGAGGUCAUGGCUGAAUUUCGUUCAGCCAAGCCCCCACUUGGUGUAUUCUUUGCAGCAGUUGCGCCACGCUUGCAGCCUAGAUACUACUCAAUCUCAUCAUCGCCAAGGAUGGCUCCCUCAAGGAUUCAUGUUACUUGUGCAUUAGUUUAUGAGAAGACACCAGCUGGCAGAAUUCACAAAGGAGUAUGUUCUACAUGGAUGAAGAACGCUGUGCCUUUGGAGAAGAGUGUUGAAUGUAGUUGGGCACCUAUUUUCGUUAGGCAAUCAAACUUCAAACUUCCAACUGAUACUAAAGUACCCAUAAUCAUGAUUGGCCCUGGCACUGGAUUGGCUCCUUUCAGGGGCUUCCUGCAGGAAAGAUUAGCUCUUAAAGAAUCUGGAGCUGAACUGGGACCCUCAAUUCUAUUCUUUGGGUGCAGAAAUCGUAGAAUGGAUUACAUUUAUGAAGAUGAGCUGAAAAACUUUGUUGAGACUGGUGCAAUUUCUGAGCUGGUUGUUGCAUUUUCGCGUGAAGGUCCCACCAAGGAGUAUGUGCAACAUAAAAUGAUAGAGAAGGCAUUGCAAAUCUGGGACAUGAUCUCUCAGGGAGGUUAUAUUUAUGUUUGUGGUGAUGCAAAGGGCAUGGCUAAGGAUGUCCACCGGACUCUUCAUACCAUCGUGCAGGAGCAGGGAUCAUUGGAUAGCUCGAAAACUGAGAGCCUGGUGAAAAAUCUGCAAAUGAACGGCAGGUAUCUGCGUGAUGUAUGGUGAUAGUUAUUCUGUAACUAACGGGAAGAACAAAUGUAAUAUAAAAAUAUUACACAGGCCCAACUUGCUGGGAUAAAAGAAAAAUUUGCAAGAGGGUGCCAUUUAUGAUGCCCUUUCGUUUCAAUCUUAAAAAGUAUUGUCAUUUAUAGUAGUAUGUUAUUCUUUGACUUCCAACGGGAAGGAUUUUUUCGUUCUUGUAAUUUGUAUAUACAUAUAAGGAAUAAUUAUCACUAGGCGUAGUUUAUGGAGGUCUGAUAUUCGUUGUUAGAAACAACAAGAUGGUUCAAAAUUGCAGAAUGGGUGAUCGUGUUUUACCUAUGUAAUUAUGUUACAUGGGCAUAUUAUGUCAA
Ziziphus jujuba (common jujube) is the source of this 2733-nucleotide messenger RNA. Its product is annotated as NADPH--cytochrome P450 reductase 2. The coding region runs from base 341 to 2386 and encodes 681 amino acids. The record is from RefSeq and is a predicted model, not a curated record. NCBI's taxonomy places the organism in Eukaryota, Viridiplantae, Streptophyta, Magnoliopsida, Rosales, Rhamnaceae. Gene Ontology annotation, cellular component: cytosol. Gene Ontology annotation, molecular function: NADPH-hemoprotein reductase activity; flavin adenine dinucleotide binding; FMN binding. The transcript is spliced from 19 exons.